GUGACAGUGUAGUUUUCCGCUUCCAUAAACAAGAGGACUGCCAGAGUUUGCUGCCAGUCCCUGUGUGCCUCUAGGCUGAGGCUUUCUCUGAGGGACACAGACAUACUGACAGAGAAAGUGAGCAAGGGUCGAAGGAGGGAGAAAGUGAGAGGACGGAAAGAGGGGAGGCAGAAAGACAGGAAAACCCAUAAGGAAAACAAAAAGACGAGAAAGAACUGACAGAAGAAGAGGAGCAGGGAGAAGAAGAGAGUAAAAUAAAGACUGUGUUAAAUCUCUCUUCUUCUCAAGGGGAAACGAUUAAGUCAUGGCUGAGAACAACACAAAUCUCUUUCUGGAAAUACUUGAGUCUUUUGAUGCGGUCCCUCUGAUCAUAGCUUUCUGUGUGUCCAUUGCGGUGGGCCUGCUUUUGGGGGCUCUGGUUUACGUGAUCUUGACCUGGAUGUCCAGACGGAGAGCAGGCUCUGCCAGCAUCACCCGCCGCCCACCUCACCAAUCACGCACCCCCUCGCGCAACCGCCCGGGCUUUAACCGCAACAGCAGCUACGACCGGCGCAGCAACAACAGUUUGAUCAGUGCCGCCUUUAGCUUCCAUCGCCAGACUUCCUCCCCAGAUCACAUUGACCCACUGGGGCACAAAUCCAGCUUCAGGGCCUCCACUUUCCACCCUCUGCUCCAGUGCAGCCAAAUCGCUAGAGAGGCAGAGGAGGGAAGCCAGACCACGCUGCCUCGUACACCCACUCUCACCACAACGACAGGAUCAGCCCACAGUGCAGCCCAGCUGACUGCCACCCCACCCAGACCUGAGUCAUUCUGGGGGAACAAUGGUCUGAGGGGUUUCCAGGCUACACCGACCCCACCUCCAGCUUAUGAGAGCAUUAUUAGAGCUUAUCAGGAAACGCGCACCUAAGAAAGGGGAGCAACAUUAUGACACUGAAUGGAUGAGCCCGUAGUUGCAAAUGGAUUUACAACUGAUAGGUAAAUAAAGCUGUACUGAUUUAUGGGACCAGGUGAAGGUGCAUGGAGACAACCACAGAAGUCAAGGUCAAUCGUGUGUCCUGCUUGUGAGAAUGACAAUCUGCAACAACAAUCACAUCUGUAUGUCUUUAAGUUAGUUAAUAUAUAUAUAUAUAUAUAUAUAUAUAUGUGUGGUUUUGACAAAAGUAUACUUGCGAUUCUUCAUUAAAUACUGACAAAAUAUUUAAAACACUAAAUUUGACCCUUUCUUCAAGGUGACCAUGACUGCUUAUUUAAGGAGGGGGAAUUUAUCACUGCUAAAAACCAGCAGUCUGUAUUGAAUGGUGAUAGAGUCUUUAUGUAUGCUUGCACAAAAUAUUUUGUUUGUUUAGAAUAAUUUACAAAUACAUUCUGCUGACUGGGCAUUCUGCUGACUGGGCAUUUGGGACGUGAGGCUUUCUCCGUGCUGAUCAUCUAACCCAACUAUGCAAAAGAUGGGAUUGUGUGAGUUUGAGUGUGUGUAUGUGUAAUCCAAAGAAAGAUGAGUGUUUGUGUGUCACCCUUCAAUUACUAAAUUGUAGAUGUGUCUCUGAAAUAUCUAUGCAACACUUAGUGGAGGCAGCUUUAAACUCAUUUGAUGUUUUAACUGCUGUUUCACUCGUGUUUUACAGAGUAUGUGGGUGCUUGUGGUUGAAAAUAAUUUAGGGUGUGUUUGCAUGUUAUAGUGUGCACAGAGAGCAUGAGAGGGACAAAAAGAGGGCACUGGGUGCAAGUAGUGUUUGUGUGUUAUGUAUGUUUGAAUGUGAUUUACUGAACUCAUAAAUUAAUGCAAUAAAAAAAACAAGAAACAACACAUGACUAUUGCGUGUUUCAUACUGGGACUGAAGCAUGUUAACUAGCACAAGCAAAACAACCACAGUGCCCUGGGGUCUGUACUAGGAAGCAAAAUAUCCAGGAUAUCUUUUUAUGCUCUGCCUUCAGUUAGUCAGAGGAAAAAUACAAUAAUAACGCUCAACUGUUUACAGAGGGGAGAGAUGAGGUCAAUCUGACUGGUACAUUCAUUUGUAAUUACGUCCAAUUAUUGUCACAGUGCCCUCACGUUGUGCUGAGCUGCAGUGACACAACAAAAGUGUACAAACAAAGCUGACAGGAAUUCUGCUAGAAAUCAAAGGGGUUUUGUAUGAUUCAAACAAAGCUUUGUCAU
This is a messenger RNA of Solea solea (common sole), 2158 nucleotides long. It is a transcript of the gene myct1a, whose product is annotated as myc target 1a. The record is from RefSeq and is a predicted model, not a curated record. Lineage: Eukaryota; Metazoa; Chordata; Actinopteri; Pleuronectiformes; Soleidae. The transcript is spliced from 2 exons. The coding region runs from base 305 to 907 and encodes 200 amino acids. Gene Ontology annotation, cellular component: nucleoplasm.